AUGAUGAACAAGACGUCCAGCAGUAUGUUUGCAAACAGUAAAAAGCAAAAACGAGUGACAUCUUUCUUUGGUUCCAAAAUGCCCAAUAAGCGACCAAGGAGCCAUUCAAAAUCUAUCCAAGAAGAGCGGAGCCGCUUUGGAAGCUGUCCACUGUGCAGUCAAAGCUUCCCUCUUCACAGCUUGGAAUCCCAUGCUGCUUUGUGCAAUGGUGAAUCAGCAGAAAAAUCCACGGUAUCUCCUCAAAAGCCAAUCCCAAAGCCAUCCUCUGAACCAAUUCCCGGACUAUAUUUGUACGAAAACUUCAUCAGCGAGGAAGAAGAGACCGAAAUACUGAAGCAUUUGGAUACAGAAUCCAUGCAAUGGAAGACGUCUAGAUUCAAUGGACAUCAAUUUGGCAAACGCUGGGGCGUACACUGUAAUUUGAGAGAUCGAAGAGUAAAUGCGGCUGAAAACACAUUGCCGGAUUUCAUUCAACAGAUCUUGGUCCCAAAGUUGAAAGACCUCCCUCCUGUGAAAGGAUGUUUGCCAAAUGAAGCCAAUGCCAUUGACUACCGACGAAAGCAAGGUCAUUGGCUCAAAUCCCAUGUGGAUGAUCGAAAACUUUCCAAAGAACCAAUUUGCAACUUGAGUUUGGCGGGAGACUGUUACAUGACCUUUCGAAAUGAAGCCAUGCACCGGAAUUUGGCUGUGAAAGAACAGAAGGUUUUGUUGAAACGUAGGUGCCUACAAGUACUGACGGGGAGCGCAAGGUACGAUUUUUCACAUGCAAUAGCAAAUCCGGAUCUACUAAGCGAUCGAAGGGUUUCUAUCACCAUGAGAGAGUCUCCAUUGACAGUGUUGGCUCCAUCCCAAUCGAAACUGAACGAAGUUUCGGUCAAAAAGCCCAAGUCAUAA
This is a messenger RNA of Cylindrotheca closterium, 894 nucleotides long. The record is from the annotation of a GenBank genome assembly. NCBI's taxonomy places the organism in Eukaryota, Bacillariophyta, Bacillariophyceae, Bacillariales, Bacillariaceae.